This is a messenger RNA of Arvicola amphibius (Eurasian water vole), 4494 nucleotides long. RefSeq names its product dynamin 1 (gene Dnm1). The record is from RefSeq and is a predicted model, not a curated record. The transcript has 23 exons. The coding region runs from base 131 to 2686 and encodes 851 amino acids. Gene Ontology annotation, cellular component: cytoplasm; membrane; microtubule. Gene Ontology annotation, molecular function: GTPase activity; microtubule binding; GTP binding. NCBI's taxonomy places the organism in Eukaryota, Metazoa, Chordata, Mammalia, Rodentia, Cricetidae.
CCGAUCCCCGUGGGGCGGGGGACCCGCGGCGCACGCAGUCGGGAUAUUCUGCAGCAGCCGCGAAGCCGGGGGCCAGGAGCCGGAGCAGGAGCGGCAGCCGGGAUCGCAGCCCGCCGGGCCCGCUGCAGUCAUGGGCAACCGCGGCAUGGAAGACCUCAUCCCUCUGGUCAAUCGGCUACAGGACGCCUUCUCCGCCAUCGGCCAGAACGCGGACCUCGACCUGCCGCAGAUCGCCGUGGUGGGCGGCCAGAGCGCCGGCAAGAGCUCGGUGCUGGAGAAUUUCGUGGGCAGGGACUUCUUGCCCCGAGGAUCUGGCAUCGUCACACGACGUCCCCUGGUUCUGCAGCUGGUUAAUUCUACCACAGAAUAUGCCGAGUUCCUGCACUGCAAGGGGAAGAAAUUCACCGACUUCGAGGAGGUGCGCCUGGAGAUCGAGGCCGAGACUGACCGGGUCACGGGCACCAACAAAGGCAUUUCGCCGGUUCCCAUCAACCUGCGGGUCUACUCACCCCACGUGCUGAACCUGACUCUAGUGGACCUGCCUGGAAUGACCAAGGUUCCGGUGGGGGACCAACCUCCCGACAUCGAGUUUCAGAUCCGGGACAUGCUUAUGCAGUUCGUCACUAAGGAGAACUGCCUUAUCCUGGCUGUGUCCCCUGCCAACUCGGACCUGGCCAACUCGGAUGCCCUCAAGAUCGCCAAGGAGGUGGACCCCCAGGGUCAGCGCACCAUUGGGGUCAUCACCAAGCUGGACCUGAUGGACGAGGGCACCGAUGCUCGGGAUGUGCUGGAGAACAAGCUGCUCCCUCUGCGCAGAGGCUACAUCGGCGUGGUGAACCGCAGCCAGAAGGACAUAGACGGCAAGAAGGACAUCACAGCCGCCUUGGCUGCCGAGCGCAAAUUCUUUCUUUCUCACCCAUCCUACCGCCACUUGGCUGACCGCAUGGGCACGCCCUAUCUGCAGAAGGUCCUCAACCAGCAACUGACCAACCACAUCCGGGACACACUGCCAGGGCUUCGGAACAAACUGCAGAGCCAGCUGCUGUCCAUUGAGAAGGAGGUGGACGAGUAUAAGAACUUCCGACCGGACGACCCAGCGCGCAAGACCAAGGCCUUGCUGCAGAUGGUCCAGCAGUUUGCAGUUGACUUCGAGAAGCGCAUCGAAGGUUCUGGAGACCAGAUUGACACUUAUGAACUGUCCGGUGGAGCCCGCAUUAACCGGAUCUUCCAUGAACGCUUUCCUUUUGAGCUGGUUAAGAUGGAGUUUGAUGAGAAGGAACUCCGAAGAGAGAUCAGCUAUGCCAUCAAGAACAUUCAUGGCAUCAGAACGGGGCUGUUUACCCCAGACAUGGCCUUUGAAACCAUUGUGAAAAAGCAGGUGAAGAAGAUUCGAGAACCGUGUCUCAAGUGUGUGGACAUGGUUAUCUCAGAACUAAUCAGCACGGUUAGACAGUGCACCAAGAAGCUCCAGCAAUACCCGCGUCUUCGGGAGGAGAUGGAACGUAUAGUGACCACCCACAUCCGGGAACGCGAGGGCCGCACCAAGGAACAGGUCAUGCUUCUCAUCGAUAUCGAGCUGGCUUACAUGAAUACCAACCAUGAGGACUUCAUAGGCUUUGCCAAUGCUCAGCAGAGGAGCAACCAGAUGAGCAAGAAGAAGACUUCAGGGAACCAGGAUGAGAUUCUGGUCAUCCGGAAGGGGUGGCUGACCAUCAACAACAUCGGCAUUAUGAAGGGAGGCUCCAAGGAGUACUGGUUCGUGCUUACUGCCGAGAACCUGUCCUGGUACAAGGAUGACGAGGAGAAAGAGAAGAAGUACAUGCUGUCUGUGGACAAUCUGAAGCUUCGUGAUGUGGAGAAAGGCUUCAUGUCAAGCAAGCAUAUUUUUGCCCUCUUCAAUACAGAGCAGAGGAAUGUCUACAAGGAUUACCGGCAGCUGGAACUGGCCUGUGAAACGCAGGAGGAGGUGGACAGCUGGAAGGCUUCCUUCCUGAGGGCUGGCGUGUACCCUGAGCGUGUUGGGGACAAGGAGAAAGCCAGUGAGACCGAGGAGAACGGCUCUGAUAGCUUCAUGCACUCCAUGGACCCUCAGCUGGAGCGGCAAGUGGAGACCAUUCGGAACCUGGUGGACUCAUACAUGGCCAUCGUUAACAAGACUGUGCGGGAUCUUAUGCCCAAGACUAUCAUGCACCUCAUGAUCAACAAUACCAAGGAGUUUAUCUUCUCCGAGCUGCUGGCCAACCUGUACUCUUGUGGGGACCAGAACACACUCAUGGAAGAAUCGGCCGAGCAGGCUCAGCGGCGCGACGAGAUGCUGCGCAUGUACCACGCACUGAAGGAGGCGCUCAGCAUUAUCGGCGACAUCAACACUACCACCGUCAGCACGCCCAUGCCCCCGCCCGUGGACGACUCCUGGCUGCAGGUGCAGAGCGUACCGGCCGGACGCAGAUCGCCCACGUCCAGCCCCACGCCGCAGCGCCGAGCCCCCGCCGUUCCCCCAGCCCGGCCCGGGUCGCGGGGCCCUGCUCCUGGGCCUCCGCCUGCUGGAUCCGCCCUGGGGGGGGCGCCCCCCGUGCCCUCCAGGCCGGGGGCUUCCCCUGAUCCCUUCGGCCCCCCUCCCCAGGUGCCCUCGCGCCCCAACCGCGCCCCGCCUGGGGUUCCCAGAAUCACUAUCAGUGACCCCUGAGGAGUGUCAGCUACGCAGGAAGGGCCCAGCCUCACCUACGCGACCUGCAGCCCCCCGACCAGCGGAGGCUCCCCUCUUAGACUUAUAAGUCUAUGGCCACAGGCAUCGGCUGCUUGCCUCCCAGCCUCCCCAGGGUCCCCUCAGAGGACUCCUGGGCUUUCUGACCACCUGAGGGGCCUCCAGGGCUCCCUCCAGUCAUCCCCUUUAGCUUCGCUCUCCUGGUUCAAGCACUUCUGGCCUCAUGGCUGUUACAUGGGACUCCCUGAGGCUUGGGGUGGCCCAGGGCCAGUGGGAUGGGAGAAGGAGUGACCAGAGAAGAGGGAGACCCUAUGGACACAUUGCCUGGGUGGUGUGUGAGAGGCCGUGUGCGUGGCAAGUGAGGGCCACCAGCCUCCACCCAGACUACCUGCUAGUUAUGGCCCAGCACCUCCCAUCUUGCCUUUUUCAUUCAUCAACUGUCUGCCUCUUUUCUGGGAAUUUUGCCCACAUCCACUCCUGCCUCAUCCCCUCUGCCUCUGCUGGGGGUGGCUGCUCUUGCCUUACCAGCUCUCCUUCCUUUUCUCUCUCCGGUUCUCUCUUUGCUUUCUCUCCAACUGCCAGCCGAUCGGGUCAGGCAAGUCCAUCCCGUCCUGAGAGCCCCAGGCCCCCCUUCGACCUCUAACCAGAUCCCUUCUGCUCCUCGGAGACCUCCCUUACCAAGCCUGCCUGGACAGCUGUUCUGUGACUUGACAGUGGCUCCCCCCGGCCCCAAAGCGUGUUCCCUUCAUCUGUGACUUAGUCUGUUGUAGUGUGAGCUACACAUCCAGAUGUGAUGCUGGUGAAAACUUGUGCCCUCUGUGGUAUUGCUCCUGCGACAUUCUAUAAAUAUCUAUAAAUAUACCUAUAUAUAUAUAUAUAUAUACACAUACAUAUAUAUGGCUGACACAGCCUUGCCUGUAGUGUCAGAAUCAACCAUCAUGCUGUCCUUGUGGAGUCUUGUGGUCCAACUACAAGGGAACACUGUUACUCUGACCCUCCCCCAAUGUGCCACUCCAGUGAGCUUCUCUGUCCUCUUGGCCUGUGGACGGCCAUCCCCACCCUGCAGCAUGGGGAUGCUGCACUAGCAGCUGUAUGGUUCUCAUAGCCACCAGUCUUGCUGUCUUGGCUGAGAAUAAAAUCCAUUUCUGGAUGAUGGGGAAUUGUGUCCUCUGCUGGUUCAUAGUUCGUAUUCUCUGUGGAGCUGGGGGGGGAGGGGAAGAUGUAAACACUGGGCACUAAAUGCAGGGUGAGGAAGAGCCCCUGCUAGGGUGCUGUAAGGUGAGUUUAGCAGGGUCUCAUCCUAUGAACUGCUUCCACCAUUAGGGGGCAAGACCAUGAACUCAGCCAGGAGACUGAACUGAGGAGGCCUGCAGCCUGAAGGAGAACAAAAAUGGGCCAAUGUGGACAGGCUAGGGGAAACGGGGGACAGGAUGGAAAAGGUCUGGCCUGUAAGUCAGCACCCUUAGGUGCUGUACCCUAUCUAUAAGUGUUCCACGUACAUAUAGGUCAGUCUUGACUGUAACCCAUGACAUGCUCACUGGGAUCCCUCAGCUUCAGUAAGCAGUAUACAGACAAUACAGCAUACCUGCUAAGCACGUCAGACCUUAGGCUCCACACAGGCCAGAAGGCUGCUCUCUGCUGACAUACUCCCUGCUUGGUGACAACCUCAGGCUAACCCCAGAACCCAGUAACAGGAACACCCUAGGCCCAGUAGUAUGGCUAAAUCCAUUUAUUUCCCAAGUAAAAAGCAAAAUAAAGAGGAGCUGCAUCAGCAGGGUGCCACAACCCCA